This is a messenger RNA of Oncorhynchus kisutch (coho salmon), 1045 nucleotides long. RefSeq names its product tetraspanin 1 (gene tspan1). The transcript is spliced from 7 exons. The coding region runs from base 1 to 858 and encodes 285 amino acids. The record is from RefSeq and is a predicted model, not a curated record. Gene Ontology annotation, cellular component: plasma membrane. NCBI's taxonomy places the organism in Eukaryota, Metazoa, Chordata, Actinopteri, Salmoniformes, Salmonidae.
AUGUGUUACCCCCUUUACCCUGGAGAGUCAGAGAUAAUUCUCAAUCUGCCCCAUCUCAUCAAGGUACCCUCUUUUUACGCUUUUCGUACGCUGAAACCCCCGGUGGAUCUCGCCAACCCAUUACGUCUGCCGUCUGCCGCCAGCCGCCCCACCGUGAUGGAAAAGCCCCCCUCUAAUCAUUACGGCGCGCUGGGGGGUCUGACCCUGCUGGGUGUGGGGAUUUGGGUGCGUGUGGAUAAGGGUUUGUUCCUACAGGUGCUGAGUCCCUUCUCCACCCUCGACACGCAGUUUGUCAAUGUGUGCUUCUUCUGCAUCGCUAUUGGAGGAGUGUUGGUUCUACUGGGUGUACUGGGCUGCUGUGGAGCCCACAAGGGGAGCAAGUGUCUGCUGCUACUGUUUUUCUCCAUCAUCCUGAUUAUUUUCAUCGCUGAAGUGGCAGCCGGAACGGUGGCCCUCGCCUACUCUUCAUUUGCCGAGGGGAUUCUUAAAGCAUGGGCCACCCUUGUCUUGAAGAACCAGUAUGGCAGCGAUCCGGUGGUCACCAAGAUCUGGAACAGCACCAUGACCGAGCUGAACUGCUGUGGCUUCACCAACUACACAGACUUUACUGACUCGUACUACUCUGAGCAGAGUGAGGGCAGCUACCCACCCAGCUGUUGCCAGCUAGACACUGCCCCCUGCAGCCAGCAGCAGGCAUGGCACAGUGCUGUUCAGGGCUGUUUCGAACAGCUGUUGAAGGCCCUUCAGAAGCAUGCCAACAUCGUAGGUGGAAUAGCCGUAGGCAUCGGAGGGCUGGAGGUGGCAGCGAUGCUGGUAUCCAUGUACCUGUACUGCUAUCUGGACAACAAUGUCAGCUGAGAUUUUGUAUUGGACAGACAAUAUGUUGUUAUGUACUGUGAAAGGUUAAUAAUAUUGAUUGUAGUGCCAUCAUAUCUGAUAGGUUGCCUUGAUGUUAUUAUCUACAAAUCUAUAUCAGUUAUCCAUUAUUUCACAUUUACUAAUCAAGUGAGAUGUCUUUUUAAUUAAUAGCACAAAAGCCAAAACA